CUUAACGCCUAGUUACUGCCAGCAUGUUCCCAACGGUGAAAAAGAUAAGCUAAGAAUAUUGUUGGCCUAAGAAGUAAGAAGCGGCGCGGGAAAUUGUGGACGGCAAUCCACCGUGUGCGACAUUUACAGUUCCAAUCGCUCGCCAUGCUUCAGCCUUAUGUCUCCCGUCUCUAUCCUCUUCUUCCUCCUCCGUCGUCAUCUGCCACUCAUCUGCGACUCCACCGUAGUACAACCUUUUGCAGCUCCAUCAAAACCGGAUCUUCCGGCGGUUCAUUAAUCGCGUCAGUCUCAUCCCCCGAGCUUCCCAAAGUCGUCGUUACCAGAGAACGCGGCAAGAAUGACAAGCUCAUCAAAGCUCUGGCAAUGCAUGGGAUUGAUAGUCUAGAGCUUCCUCUCAUUCAACACACAAAUCUUUCUGAUUUGGAUACGCUUCCUUCAGUGUUGAGGCAGAACAACUUUGACUGGAUUGUCAUCACUUCACCAGAGGCGGGUCUAGUUUUCCUGGAUGCUUGGAAGGUUGCUGGAACCCCAAAUGUCAGAGUUGCUGUCAUUGGGGUGGGUACAGCUAGCAUAUUUGAUAAAGUUACUCGGUCAUCAAAGCAGUAUCUUGAUGUUGCUUUUGCUCCAUCCCAAGCAACUGGUAGGGUCUUAGCUGCAGAACUUCCUAAGCAAGACAAAAAAAGAUGCACUGUUCUUUAUCCUGCUUCAGCAAAAGCCAGUGGUGAGAUUGAAGAAGGCCUUUCAAAGCGUGGAUUUGAGGUUACAAGGAUGAAUACAUACAAUACGGAACCAGUACAACACUUUGAUAAUGACCUUCUUAAAGCAGCCCUGUGUGCUCCUGUAGUUGCUGUAGCCUCACCUUCUGCCAUUUAUGCAUGGUCAAAUAUCAUUCCAUCAAUGGAAGAGUGGGGAAAUGCUGUAGCAUGCAUAGGUGAAACAACUGCUUUGGCAGCUAAAAGACUUGGACUAAGAAAUGUCUACUAUCCAAAAAAUCCUGGUGUUGAUGGGUGGGUUGAUAGCAUUCUCGAGGCCUUGGGGGUGCUUGAGAAAGUCCAAAAUGUAUAAGAAAAGAAUUCAAUGUUGAUCUUCUAUUCUUCUUUGUUAUCCUAGAUGUUAAUAUGGAAGGGAUUUUCUUCAAGGAGGUAAUAAAGUUGCGUGCAUCUGCUGGGAGUUGCGUAGGUUUUAAGAUAUCUUCAGAUGUUGUACAUAGAGAAUUCAGCUGGUGUUUUCUUCUGUCCACAAGUGUAAAUAUCCCGACUGUUGUGAUUUGUAAUAGAGUUAUAUUGCAGGUUUCACCACAUACUGUCUAUUAUUAAAUGGGUAUGUAUGUAUGGUAUUACAUAGGGAAAAUUGUAAAAUAAGCUCUCACACUAUAACCAAAAUGGCAAUUCGGCCUUUGUACUAUAAAAACACUCAAUUAAACUCUCAAACACAUAAACUGGGUUUUAGUAGGUUAGCAGCAAGUUAGCCGGUUAGUCUACUCAUUUGUAUUCCUAUGUGGCAAUUUUUAUUUUGCGGCAACUGUGUACUUGAAAUAUUUUUCACUAUGUUCUUUUUAUAUACUACCUCAGCUCUGGGCCUCUGGACCAUUUUAC
Molecule: messenger RNA, 1595 nt
Organism: Cuscuta epithymum
Lineage: Eukaryota; Viridiplantae; Streptophyta; Magnoliopsida; Solanales; Convolvulaceae
Source: the annotation of a GenBank genome assembly